Molecule: messenger RNA, 2089 nt
Organism: Lepisosteus oculatus (spotted gar)
Lineage: Eukaryota; Metazoa; Chordata; Actinopteri; Semionotiformes; Lepisosteidae
Product: cornifelin homolog
Source: RefSeq, a predicted model, not a curated record
CCCAAAGUUGGUAAAGGCUGAGACAGUUGUAACAUACAAAAUAGCCAUUCUCUUUCCAAGUGCCAGGAAUCAUGAGACACGAAGUUGGCAUGGCAACACACAUCACCUUCCAGCAGCCCCAGCCAGUCAUGACGCAGCAAGUAAUUCAGCUCCAGUCGAAUCAGUGGAGCACAGGCAUCACCGACUGCUGCUAUGACAUGAAUAUCUGUUGUUGUGCUACCUGGUGUUUCCACUGUUUCGCCGGCAAUACCAGCAGUGAUUUUGGAGAGUGCUUCUGUCUGCCGUUACUCUUUUUUUCUGGGUCACUGGCCUUGCGAGUUGCAGUCCGGGAGCGUUAUCAUAUCCAGGGCAGUAUCUGCCACGACUGCAUGUACGUGACCUUCUGCAACAUCUGUUCCUGGUGCCAGAUUGCCCGGGAGAUUAAGAAACGCAAGGCGGGAAUGAAUUUAAUGAUCAUCCAGGCCACCGGCUUUCCUCCAGGAGUCCGUUAUUAACCAGAGAGCAGAAAGCGCCCCCAAUUCUGCUGGCUCUUUAGAUGGCAAAUACUGUGCCAUCGUUCUUUCCAAUGUGUUCAUAUUUCUUUUUUCUUUAUUGUGCGUAUGACUGCAUUGUAAUCUGUGUUCAUGCCUUCAACGACUGUGUAAGAAAUCCAGUACCACGUGGGUUUCUCACCAUUUGUUGAAGAAACUCUUAACUCCUCUGUAGUAUAUUUAGCCUCUGAUAACAUGGAAGCAAUUUAAUUAACACCCCAAACCUGGGUAAAAUCAAUUUCACUUUUGUGUUGUUACAUCAGAACUUCCAUUAUUUUCCUUUUUUAUUUCAAUAUUUAAUUGCAGCAAUACAAAGCCUGAGAUCUCAUGGUUUGGGAAAGACAAGAUUUGAAAAGUCUUGGGAAAAGGAAGGGCACCCCUAAGAUAUUGCAGAUAUACAGCAUUUAAUGAAGCAGUAACAGAUAAUGUUUCCAAUGGGCAAUAUCAAUCCAUCCUAUUUUCUAAACCUUUUUUAUCCAGGACAGGGAAAUGGGGGAUGCUGGAGCCCAACCUGGCAAGCUAUGGGUGCAAGGCAGGAUACAUCCUAAGUGGGACACCAGUACUUCACAGGGCACACACAGACACAAAUAUUGACAUGCACACACUCACACCAGUGCCAAUUUUACUGACACAAAUUAACCUUCUACUAUGUCUUUUGACUGUAGGAGGAAACCUACAUGAACACAGAGAAAACACAGAAGCUCCACACAGAUAACACCUCAGGUCUAGGAAUGGACAAUUAACUUGUGAGAUAUCAAUGCUUAUUGGGCAAUAGGACCAAAUCCUGAUUUGAUCAGAUGGGAUCCAGAAUUAAUUCACAUAUUUCUAACACCUCAGAUAUAUAGAUGUUGUUGACUGUCUCAGAAAAAGACCUAAGAUUUAUAUCAGUAAAGCAAAUACUGAUUUUUUGUAUGCUACCUAUGCUAUAUUAUGUUAUUUUAAAUUACCAUCUGGGAAUAGAAUAUAGUUGCACACAGCAAUCUAAUAAAGGGAAAAGGGUUUGUCUUCCAAUAUUUAAGUUUGAAUCUUGCAAGAGUAUUUUUAAUGUCUUACUAAUGCCAAAUGAGUCAGCUAAAUGCAGAACUUUAAGGAAAGUGAUUACUUGUCUGUAUAGGUUGGUUCAGAAAUGUCUGGUUACAGUACCUGUAAGAAAAGAUAUGUAUCCAAAGUACCACUAAAGCUACUCAUAUUGCAACUUCCUUUCUGAAACUGAUUUAAUUUGGAGCAAGUGGCUAUAUUUAGAAGGCUUCAUAUUCAUAUAUAUAUAUAAAUAACUAUUUUCACAAGUUUUUUAAAGCUUUCUGAUUGAUCACUGCCAAAAUGGCAUUAAAAUGCAAUGGGACCUUAAAUAAACUUUAAGAACUUAACAUAACUGUGGUUAACAGUAUACAAAUGAAAAAUGUGUGUUUUUCUGGAUGAUGUGCAUUUUGUGCUACAUGAUGUUAGCUUUAGUUUGUUGUGAAUUACACAACUAUAACCUCUAAUCGUGUGGCCUGUAGCUAAACUGUUUCCUGUGAAAGAUCGCACUGAUUGUACUACUGUGCAGAAAUGUACUAUCA